AUGAGCUCAUUCGACGACGUGGAUCUUAUUGUGCAAUGGAUCCGCGAUCGAAUCACACUGCCCGGAUAUAAGCCAAAAGCCUGGGCCUCUGCCGACCUAGCGACGGUCAAGCAGUUUGCAGAGAAUAAGGGCAUACCGGCGCUGUUUCUGGCUAUGUAUAACGACUCGCUCACAGUCACAACGACAGCUCCGCGCGGAUAUGAUAGCGUGAUGUAUUAUGUCAAAAAUGGGCAGACGAUCUUGACUCCUGCCAACAUAAAGAACGUUCUGCAAUUUGGGACGGUCGAAAAGGACGUUAUCGCAUCUUUACUGCAUCGAAUGGACGGCUACUAUCUUCAGAGACUGCAGGAUAAUUGGUCGUGGCCUGAAAGUGUGCAAAAAGAGUUUACAAGCCAUUUUUUUCGCUUUAUGUCCAGUUUAACCGAGACGGUCAAUCGUGGUUGUGGCAAAACUGUGCUGUAUUUGCCGCCGGUGAACCUGAAGCAGAUUAAUCAUAGAGACAAAGACUUUGUGCAGCAAUUAGAGUCUAUAGUAAUUCACUGGACGCGGCAGAUAAAAGAGGUCAUCAACAAUCAGGACAAUGUUCAUGAGAACGAGGGUGCGGGCCCACUAGAGGAGAUUAAAUUCUGGGAGCAUCGAACAGAGGAUCUCUCAGGAAUCACUGAUCAAUUAAAUCGCGACGGAAUGAUCGAAAUUUUAGAGAUUUUACGAGCCGCUAAGUCGUCGUACUUACAACCCUUUGAGACGCUCUCCCAAAUCAUUAAGCAAGGCUCAACUGAGGCAAAUGACAAUCUUCGUUUCUUGCGAAAGCUUGUCCCUGUCUGUGAAGAAAUUGCAAGUGCGCAACCUCACGAGAUUCCUUUAUUGCUGCCGAAGCUGCUGAACUUCAUUCGCCUCAUUUGGAUGUACUCAAGCCACUACAAUACGGAUGACCGGAUUACAAGUUUGUUACGCAAAGUGAGCAACGAGAUCAUCAAUGUUUGCUGCAAGAAAAUUUCGGUGUCGGACAUAUUAGAUGGUAAUGUUGAGGCCUGUAUACACUAUCUUGACAAGAGCAUUCAGUGUGGGGUAUCUUGGAAACAAGUUUAUCGCAAAACGUCCGAGGCUGUAAACAGGACUGCUUCAAACUCUGACCGUCAAUGGAACUUUGAUGAAACGGGGAUUUUUGCGCAGAUUGACGCAUUUGUACAGCGUUGCCGUGAAUUACUGGAAGUAUGCGAAGGUCAGGUUCAGUUUGGACGCAAGAUUAGCGGAGGUGCACAAGAAGCUCUUCCUGCAUUUGGAGGGACUCGUAGUAUGGACAUUGUGAGAAGUCUAAAUGGCAUUGAAGCACAGUUUGAAAGGCACAUUGAUCGGCUUCGCCUGCUGAACUAUAAUGUUUUGGACGUCAAAAACACUAGCUGGCACAGCGAUUUCAAUUUUUUUAAGAACGGAAUGAAAGAUCUUGAGGCAAUGACCCAAAAUGUGAUUAUUGGAGCAUUCGAAAGCAUAUCUACAGUUGCUGCUGGAGUAGAUAUGAUUCAGUCAUUUAAAAGAAUUGCUAAGCGCGAGGCAAUCAAACGGUGCAUCGAAAAGCGCAUGAUCGAUAUCAUUGAUAUGUUUAAGACAAAUAUUCUGUCAAUUCGUAAUUUUUUUGAAAAAAACAAGCAGGUGCCCCAACUGUCACCUACAGAGCCUCAGUUUUCUGGUGCAGCAUUAUGGGCACGAAGCUUACUAUUGCGUGUGACUGACGACCUUAUGCGAUUGCAAGAAUUAGCUGACCCUUGUAAUACAGCUGAGUGUGAUGAAGCUCAGAGCGCCUACGAUGGAUUGCGACUGGUUGUCAACGAAUACAUUCAGCGCAAGUAUCACGAUUGGAUUGAAAGUUUGAAUGCAAUAGGAAACACAAAUGCACGAUUGGAAAUCCCUUUAAUGACAAAAGCUGGAUCUGAUGCUACCGUUGUGCCUCCCAUCGUGAAUCUUAAGUCUCACAAUAAGGAUAUCAAAAUGCCUCAUGAUACAGAAAAUACACUGAUUGGACGAGAGAAAAAAGGACUGCUUCAAUGCAACUUUGACCGUUUUUUGCUCAACUUGUUUGCGGAGGCUCAGUAUUGGCAGUACUUUAAUGGCGAAGUUCAGAUCCCCUACAUGGCACAUGACAUCUGUAACCAGAAAGAACAGCUGCGCGUGCUCCGCGAACAUGUGAUGCUAGUAGUCCGAGACUAUAAUCGCAUCUUGCUGGAUCUUUCGUCCACUGAACGAAGAUUGUUCCAAGACAUUAUCCGCAAACUUGACCGCCGGAUCCAACCUGGGCUACAGAAGCUCACAUGGGUCUCCAGAGGAGUUGUUGAGUGGUUUGUUGCAGACUGCCGUAAACACUGUGAAAGCACAUACAAGAUUGUCCAAGAUUUUCAGGAAAACAAGAAUGUUGUGAUAGAAAACUGCAGAAUGAUUAGCGGCUUUAUUCAUAUCUUCAUCGAGCGUAACACUAUUUAUGAUGAUGGUGUAUUCGAAGCAAAGCAGAUUUUACAUCGAGAGGAAACCAAGAAGCAAUUACGUGAAGCAUAUCAAAGAAUUAGCUCUACGAUGACAGCAACGUAUGAACAUUUCGCCUCUGGUCCUCCUGAAGUGCGACGGGAGUGGAAUCGAUUUGCGGAACGUUCGGAUAAAAUGCUAGAAGACGCGCUUCGGCAGUCCGUGAAGAAAUCACUUCAGGAGCUGUCGAAAGCAAUAAAUGGUGAUGCCAAAACUGAUCCAAGACCUUUGUUCCGAAUUCAUGUCGUGCUUGAAGACAACAAGGUGGAAUUUAGGCCGUUCAUGGCUGAUCUCACUCAAAUGGUAAACAUGGUGGCGAAGGAAAUGUUUAACGUGAUUUCUGUUGUGCCCCGCUUGGUAACUUCGCUCCCGCAACAGCAAAGUGACAGCACUAAUACUAAUGCGGAAGUUCUUAGUGGUUCAUGUGCUUCUGCGGACGAAAACCACCCUGCUGCUGUGAAAAGUGAUGGCGAGGUCUGCGCGAUGACCAACGUUGGUGAAGAAUUUACCAGUAACAAGGACAAGGCUUACUCGAGAGUUUAUUAUCCAACAAAGCUGAGCGUCUCUACGGAUGGAAAUAACUUUCAUCAGUCCAUUUUUAAUGACGAGGAGAUUCUUAAAGUUCUUGUGCAUAUUAUGAAUGGUAUGUCGUCCAGUGCCACCGAAUUACAGAAGUACUUAGGGUAUUGGGAUAAGUACAAACUGAUUUGGAAUCAAGACAAACAAGCUUUUAUUCGUCGAUAUGCAAAAGCAAACCGACCAUUGCAGCAAUUCCGAGCAGACAUCGAGCGUUACCGUGAGCAGCAGAUAGGAAUCCAAAACGAGGAUCUGACGAACACCAUCAAUUUCAUUCAAAUAGAUACGAACUUUCUUAAGGCUAGUUUAGUUGAGCAUACGGUACAGUGGAUUGGUAAGUUAACGGGUCUGCUAAAUCAGACAGCCCGCGGCGAGUUGAAAGAGAUCAUGAAUAUGAUGAAGGAUAACACGCAAAAGUUACAGAGCAAGCCCGUAGAUAUGGAUCAUCUGAGCCAAAGCCUUCAUCUUUUACAAUACGUCAAGGAAAGUAUGCCUGGGAUUGUGUCUCGAUUUGAGCCAUUACAGCACAAGUAUGAUCUGCUGGCUGAAUUUGAUGUCCAGGUAACCGAAGAAGAGCAACGAGACUUAAAUAAUUUGAAAUCCAACUGGGAGGCAUAUGAGGCGAUAUUGCUGGAUGCGACAACAAUGCUGCAUAAAUGCAAAGUUAGCAUGAAGCAAAGUGUGCAGGAUUCCGUGGCUGACUUAAAUAGCAUCAUGACCGACUUACGCGCUGAAGCCGAAGCAACCCUUCCUUAUUCUGGUGAGCAGCAAACGAAAAGAGCACAUCAGAUCCUUGCUGACUUUCAAAAGAAAAUGGAGUCGGCACGCUCUCGCCAAGAUACGCUAAGAAAAGGGCUAAAGAUUUUCAAUAUUGAAGAAUUCAAAAACGACGGGUUUGUUCAGACAGAAAAGGACCUUGAGCUUUUACAGCAGAUCUGGACUCUAACUGACGAAUGGGAGGUCGUAUGGGCUUCAUGGAAAAAUACAGUGUUUUACAAUAUUGAAGUCGAUACGAUGGAGUCAACGGCUGCCCAAUUUUAUAAAAAGGUACUUAAAUAUCGCAAAGAGAUGACGGACUGGCACGUUUGGAGCUCUUUAAAAAAUAACAUUGAGCAAUUUCGGCAUACUCUGCCUUUGAUCCAAGAUUUAAAAAGCCCUGCACUUCGAGCACGUCAUUGGGCUCAGCUGAAGGAUGAAAUGGGAAAGACGUUCGAUACGGAGUCUGCUAGUUUUACCUUGGAGCGCGUAUUUUCUCUCAAAUUUCAUGUGUAUGCGGACUUCAUUAGCACGCUGUCGAGUAUUGCGGGCAAAGAGCUAUCUAUUGAGCAAAAUUUAGACGCGAUCGAGAGGCGUUGGGCUGCAAUUGACGUCGACAUCACAGACUACAAGGGAACAUAUCAUAAAAUUCGAUCGGCAGAUGACUUAUUUACAGCACUUGAAGAUGACCAAGUGCAAUUAUCGGCGAUGAAGGCCUCACCAUUUUUUGAGUCUUUUGGUACGCAAAUAAGGUACUGGGAAAAGACUCUUUCGCACCUGUCCGACGUCAUUGAAACAUUACUUAGUGUGCAGCGAUCUUGGAUGUAUUUGGAGAGCAUAUUCAUGGCAUCUGAGGAUAUUCGAAAGCAGUUGCCACUGGAAAGUCUUCUCUUCGACGAGGUUAAUAGUGCUUAUUGUCGAGUGACAGAUGAAAUAGCAAAGGUGAAAAAUGCAUUGAAAGCUACGCAGGAACCGGGUGUUUUAGAGACUAUGGUUGCUAUGCAGGAGAAAUUAGAUCGGAUUCAAAAGUGUUUGAACCAGUAUUUGGAGACAAAAAGGAUACUGUUCCCUCGCUUUUAUUUUUUGUCAAAUGACGAUCUGCUUGAAAUUUUAGGCCAUCAAAAAGACCCAGACCAAGUGCAAAAGCAUAUUAAGAAAUGCUUCGAGGCCAUCAAAACUCUCAGCUUAAUCCCUCCUGGAACGCGUGGAAAUCAAUCCUUUGAGGCUUCAGGAAUGAUCUCACCAUGCGGCGAGCAGGUGAUGUUUGCGUCGAAUGUUGUGAUCGCUGGUGCUGUUGAAACCUGGCUACUGCGAGUUGAGGCUGCCAUGGUCACCACGCUGGAAAAGAUUUUUGCACAAUGUUUUACUGGUUAUAAGGGCAAGAAGGAAAAGUGGAUAAAAGACUUUCCAGGUCAGCUUUUGAUCACAUGUGGUCAAACAGUCUGGACUAAUGAGUGCAUCAAAGCACUGAACGAGGUGGCUUCAGGAGAAAGGAAGGCACUUAAGCAAUUGAAAAAGAAAUGGAUCUCUUACCUAAACAAGCUCGCUGACAUGGUGCGUGGCCAGCUCUCAGCAACUGAACGCCGUAAAGUCGUUGCUGUGAUCACAACUGAGAUCCAUUCGCGAGAUGUCAUUGAUCGCUUGAUCAAGCAGAUUUGCGAAAGUGUGAAUGACUUUGACUGGCUGAUGCAACUCCGCUUCUACUUUAACAAGGAUCUAGGUGAUUCGGGUAUUUGUGAGGUGAAGCAGACGGUUACUUCAUUGCAGUACUCGUACGAAUAUCAGGGCAAUAAUGGGCGCCUUGUCAUUACUCCGCUAACUGAUCGGUGUGUUCUCACCAUGACUACUGCAUUACAUUUGAACCGAGGAGGCAACCCGCUCGGCCCAGCCGGGACAGGAAAAACAGAGACAGUUAAAGAUUUAGGCAAGAAUUUGGCGAAUGAUGGUCUCGAUUACAAGUCUGUCGGACGUAUGUUUGCUGGCCUGGUUCAGUCCGGUGGCUGGGGUUGCUUCGACGAAUUCAACCGUAUUGAAGUUGAAGUACUCUCUGUAGUCGCUCAGCAAGUUCUGACUAUCAUGCAAGCCCUGGCUGCCAAGAAUACACAAGUCAUGUUUCUUGGUUCCAUGAUGCGAGUCAAUUCUAAUAUGGGAAUUUUUAUCACCAUGAACCCGGGGUACGCAGGGAGAUCUGAGCUCCCGGACAAUCUUAAAGCUCUGAUGCGACCAUGUGCCAUGAUGGUGCCAGAUCUUGCACUGAUUGCUGAAGUGAUGCUCCAAGCUGAAGGCUUUCGUGAUGCAAAGAUUUUGGCGAAGAAAACUACUACAUUGUAUGGACUCAUGAAUCAGCAAUUAAGCAAGCAGGAUCAUUAUGACUUUGGUUUGCGUAGCUUAAAAGCUGUCUUAAAUAUGGCAGGCACGUUAAAGCGCGAAGACCCGAAUUUGCAAGAAGAAAACAUUUUAUUUCGUGCCCUUCGUGAUAUGAAUUUGCCUAAAUUUGUGUCGGAGGACUCCGUGCUUUUUGAAUUGUUAUUGGGAGAUUUGUUUCCUUCGAUUGAAAUCCCCGUGACAGAUUACGGCAGAUUGCAAGGUUAUAUCGAACAUGCUCUGGUAGAGCACAAUUUACAAGUUCACUCUGCAAUCGUGUUCAAGACGAUCCAAUUGUACGAAUCUCAGGUGACUCGCCAUUGUAACAUGAUUGUUGGUCAGACUAUGGCAGGAAAGUCGACGAUCUGGAAGACUCUUAUGGCUGCCAAAACUUUGCUAGCAACCGAAGGGGUCAUUGGAUACUUGCCUGUCCGUGUUCACGUGCUGAAUCCCAAGUCCAUAUCUUUGAACGAAAUCUACGGCGUGUACGAUCUAUCAACGUUUGAGUGGAUUGAUGGCAUUUUAUCCGCCAUUUUUAGAAACUUGGCAGCAGAUGAUAAAGCUGAAGAGAAAUGGAUCAUGCUGGAUGGACCUGUUGAUACACUUUGGAUCGAGAGUAUGAAUAGUGUUAUGGAUGAUAAUAAAGUUCUUACUUUGAUUAAUGGAAACCGAAUCAGUAUGAGCCCAUCAAUGGCACUUAUGUUCGAAGUCCAGAAUCUUGCGGUGGCUUCCCCCGCAACAGUAAGUCGUGCUGGCAUGAUUUACAUGGAUGUUGAAAACCUCGGUUGGCGCCCUAUAAUCCAAACCUGGCUGGCCACAACGAUCAAACAUCAAGAAGAGAAGGUUCUGCUUCAAGCAUUACUUGAUAAGUACUUGGAAAAAGUGCUGCGCUUUAAAGCCUCGGAGGUCACAGAACUAAUAUCAGUUACAACCUUGAAUAGUGUGAUGUCCUUUUGUAACCUGUACAGAGCCCUCGUUACUGCUGAAAAUGGUUUGACUCCAGCCGCAUGUGGAGACAAAUUUGCACUCACAAUUGAAAAGUAUUUCCUCUUUUGUUUGACUUGGAGUGUUUUGGCCUCUGCAAAUGAAGAAGGGCGCAAAAAAUUCGAUAUCUGCUUGCGCGAUAUAGACUCAAUUUACCCUCCUGUCAAGACAGUGUACGACUUCUUCGUUGAGCCAUCAAGUCGAGAGUUUAAGCUUUGGGAUGAAAAGCUACCGCAAAACUUUAAGAUCGCACCAAACACACCUUUUCACAACAUAAUCAUACCUACGAUCGAUACAUUAAGAUAUGGGUUUCUCCUUCAAACGAUGCUCGCAGCAGGGAUCAACACUUUGCUAGUCGGCGAAACUGGUGUAGGAAAGACCACUGUAAUCAACAGAGAAAUCGAGGCACUUUGUGAUGAGUUUAAUGUGCUUGUGAUGAAAUUUUCGUCCGCUACAUCGUCCGCAACGACGCAGGAUAUCAUUGAAAGCGUAAUGGAAAAGCGUUCCAUGAAUCGAUUCGGACCCGUGGGGGGCAAAAAACUCAUAACGUUUAUUGAUGACAUGAAUAUGCCGACGAAGGACUUGUUUGGAUCUCAGCCACCUCUUGAAUUGCUUCGACAGUGGAUCGAUUAUAGCUGUUGGUACGACCGCAAAAAACAAACAAUAAGGUAUUUUCAUGAUAUGCAGCUUGUCACUGCCAUGGGUCCUCCAGGCGGUGGCCGGUCUGUUAUCUGCUCGCGUUUUCAGAGUCGAUUCAAUCUCAUCAAUGUAACAAUUCCUGAACAAGCGCAGCUCAAGCGUAUCUUCGAGACCAUGCUCGUGCCUAAACUCGCCGAGUUUGACAACGAAAUCAAGCUGCUUGGCGGACCCCUCGUCGCUGCAACCAUUCAGCUUUACCAGAAUGUAGUGGAAGCAUUCUUACCUACACCAGCAAAUUGUCACUACUUAUUUAACCUGCGCGAUAUAGCCCGAGUAAUUCAGGGUUUACUUCUGUCAGAAAAGUACUCGAUAACAAGCCGCGACGGCAUGCUGCGACUUUGGCUGCACGAAAACCUCCGAGUAUUCUCUGACCGUCUUACUAGUGUUAAUGAUCGUCAGUCUUUUAAAAUGACGAUCAAUGACCUUCUCGGGCUACAUUUUCAGACAGACUGGGGUCGUUUGCUCGCUGUAGCACCAGACCAAGUGAAGGACAGCGGACCUUUGUUUUCGUACAUUUCCGCCACAUUAGGCGCUGUAGAAGCCAGUGCACAAUACACGGAGGUCAUGGAUAUGAAGCUGCUUAAAAAGUUUGUAGAAGAGCAAUUGGAAAAUUACAACGCCGAACCAGGAUUCAUUCCCAUGAAUCUUGUUCUGUUUAGCGAUGCACUUUUGCAUAUCCUACGCAUUCAUCGCCAGCUCAUGACGAUGCGUGGCAGUCUCCUUCUUGUUGGUGUCGGUGGCAGUGGUCGACAAUCGCUGACAAAGCUUGCAGCUUUUAUGGGUGGCCUUAAAGUUUUCCAGAUCGAAGUGGGCAAAAAUUAUCGCAGCUUUGAGUUUCAUGAGGAUAUAAAAAAAUUAUACACUCAAGUUGGCUUGCAGCAACAAAAAACGGUAUUUUUUUUCAGUGACACACAGAUCAAAAAUGAAUCAUUCAUCGAGGAUCUGAACAAUAUCUUGAGCAGUGGGGAAAUACCAGGACUAUUUGAAAAGGACGAGCAAGCCGGUAUUGUGGACGGUGUCCGGCUACGAGCACGAGCUCAGGGUGUACGCGAGACAAAAGAUUCGAUCUGGAAUUUCUUUAUCAACGAGGUUCGUCGUGAUCUACACGUUGUAUUAGCCUUGAGUCCCAUUGGUACUGGCUUUCGCAGUCGAUGCCGACAAUUUCCAUCCCUCGUCAACAACACCAGCAUUGAUUGGUUUGAUGAGUGGCCUCUAGAUGCGCUACAGGAAGUAGGAAUGAAGUUUCUUGAAGAAAAAAGUACCGGUACAGAAGUCCAGCGCCCCAAAAUCGCUGCUGUGUUUGCUGUGGUGCAUAGUAGUGUAAUGCUGGCAUCAUCACAAAUGAAAAUUCGUAUGAAGCGACACAAUUAUGUGACGCCUACCAACUAUCUAUCUCUUGUCACGGGAUAUGUAGAGCUGCUUUCAGAAAAGGCAGCAACUAUCCGCGAUACACGCGAUAAACUGAAAAAUGGCCUCGCGAAGCUCGAGGAAUCUCGAUUGCAAGUUGAAGAAAUGUCCAAACAGUUAGAGCAACGUAAAGUUGUAGUUGCCCAGAAGAAUAAAGACUGCAGUAAUUUGCUGGUAGUCAUCGUGUCUGAGCGUCGUGUUGCUGACGAACAGAAGAAACAGGUAGAAUCUGACAGUGAGCGUAUUUCGAAGGAAGAAGCUGAGACAAAAAAGAUUGCUGACGAUGCUGAAAAGGACUUAAAUGAGGCACUUCCUGCCUUACAACAUGCAAUGAUGGAGGUGGAAAAUCUGGACAAAAAGGCGAUUGCAGAGGUAAAGGUGUACACUCAACCCCCCGAAGCAGUGUCAAUGGUCAUGUGUGCAGUUAUGAUUCUUUUUGGCUUACCGCCUACUUGGGCGUCUGCGAAAACCAAGAUGAACGAUGUGAGCUUCUUACAGCAAAUCAAGACAUUCGACAAGGACUCGAUUCGCGACAAAACAGUGACAGCUUUGAAAAAAUACACGACGAAGCCAGCUUUUAAUUCCGAUGCAGUGCGAAAAGUAUCGUCAGCUGCUGGAGCACUCUGCUCGUGGGUUUUGGCGAUGGAAUGCUAUGCUGGGGUCUUUCGUGUUGUUGCUCCAAAGAAAGAUGUGCUGCGCAGAUCACAGCAGGCACUAGCUGUCAAACAGAAGGAUCUUCAAGCCGCAAAAGAGUCGCUCCAGGAGGUCAUAGAAAAAGUCGAGACGUUAAAGAAACAGUAUGAUACUAGCGUAUCAGAGAAAAAUGCAUUGCGUGAAGAGGCUGAGCUGUUGGAGUUGAAGCUCUCGCGCGCUGAGCAGCUGGUAAAGGGACUGGCUGGAGAACGCGAACGAUGGGUGAGCUCGAUCGCCGAAAAGGAUGCCAGUCUUUCUAAUGUAAUUGGAGAUGCACUCGUCGCCGCAGCUUUCAUAUCAUACGCAGGGCCAUUCGACACGCUCUAUCGUGUUUCACUUGUUGACACAUGGAUGAAUCGUGUAACCCAACAAGCUCUACCACUGUCUUCUAAAUUUACGUUUAUUGACUUUUUAGCUGAUCCAAUAGAUGUGCGUAACUGGAAUGUGCACGGCCUUCCUAAUGAUUCACUUUCUACUGAAAAUGGUGUUAUCACAAUGCGAAGCAAGCGAUGGCCUCUGAUGAUUGAUCCUCAAGGACAGGCUAAUAAGUGGAUCAAAUCAUUGGAGGGAUCGCAGCUUUUGGUCGUGAAUCCCAUGAUGAAAGAUUUACUAAGAAAGCUAGGAAAUGGCAUUAGUUUUGGCUUGCCUGUUCUAAUGCAGGACAUUUUGGAGGAGCUAGAUCCUAGCCUUGAGCCUAUUCUAAAGAAGAGUAUCGUGAACGUCGGUAAUCGCGAGGUACUUCGAUUAGGCGACAAGGAGCUAGAUUACAACCGCGAAUUUCGUUUUUUUUUGACAACUAAGCUUCCAAAUCCUCACUAUACGCCCGAAAUAUCGACGAAGACAACGAUCGUAAAUUAUGUGGUAAAGGAGCAGGGACUCGAGGCUCAAUUGCUUGGCAUUGCCAUCCAGCUAGAAGAGCCAGCACUCGAAGCGCAAAAAUCCGAUCUCGUCACGUGUGUGGCCGCAGCCAAAAAGAAGCUCAUUGAUCUUGAAAAUGAAAUCUUACGUCUUCUAUCGGCUGCCAAAGGCUCGCUACUGGACGAUGAACAGCUUGUGACAACGUUGAAUGCAUCGAAGGCAACAUCUGAGGAGGUAUUUUUGCAGCUAAAGGUAAGUGAAGAGACUGAGAAAAAGAUUGAUGCUGCUCGAAUGGGAUACGUACGUGUAGCACGACGCUCAUCCACAUUGUAUUUUGUGCUGAAUGACAUGACAAGUGUCGACCCAAUGUAUCAAUUUUCACUUGACGCAUAUGUCGCUCUUUUUCAAAGCUCCAUUGUCAAAAGUCGAAAUUUGAAAAACCAAGGUGCACUAAGCGAAGAACUUACCGAACGGAUAAAUGCCAUUAACGAACACCAUACUUAUGCCGUGUAUGCCUACGCCUGUCGCGGACUCUUCGAGCGCCACAAACUACUCUUUUCAAUGCAAAUGUGUGCUCGGGUUCUUCAGAGCCUUAACAAACUUCCUCGCGAUGAAUAUGAUUUCUUGCUUAAAGGCAGUAAUCCGCUCACGCAAGCAGAGAAAUGUCCAAAUAUUGCAACUGAGUUUUUAUCCGAUAGUGCAUGGGCGAGAAUUGUAGAGCUGAACAAGUUGUCAGCAUUUCAAGGAAUCACCAGCUCUAUUGAACAAUCACUCAAAGGGUGGAAGUCUUGGUAUCAGAGUAGUGCCCCCGAAAUCGAGGUUUUGCCUGGAGAUUGGGAAGGUAAAUGUACUGAGCUACAAAGGUUGCUGCUGCUGCGUUGCGUUAGACCAGAUCGACUCGGUAUUCAGGCUGCUAGAUUCGCGGCGAUGCACCUCGGAGCUCGAUUUGUGGACCCACCACCAUUUGACCUCAAGGCAAUUUACGAGACUUCCAGCUACAAGACGCCACUCAUCUUUGUUUUAUCGCCUGGUGUAGAUCCCACCAAUUCGCUACUUGCUCUAGCUGAAUCGUUGCAUAAAACAGUCGAGAAUUGUGCACUUGGUCAAGGUCAGGCAAGCGUGGCGGAGGCCAUGCUAGCCCGUGGUCUAGAAUCUGGAAACUGGAUUUUUCUCGCUAACUGUCACUUGAUGCUAAGCUGGACAACAAUAUUAGACGAUCUCAUUGAAAAGUUUUGUUCCGCAGCUUCCGCUCCUACAGGUCCCAUCAAUCCACACUUUCGGUUGUGGCUAUCCAGUAACCCUACAUCCAAAUUCCCUAUUGCAAUUUUGCAGCGUAGCAUCAAGAUGACGACCGAACCACCACGUGGCUUGAAAGCCAACUUAAUCCGAUUGUACAAUACAAUCACGCCAGAAAAAUUUGCGCGAUGUCAAAAAGUGAAAAAGUACAAGCGCUUACUUUUCUGCUUGUGUUGGUUUCACUCGCUGCUACUCGAGCGACGCAAGUUCAAUAAUUUGGGUUGGAAUAUUCCAUAUGAUUUUAAUGAGUCUGACUUUGCCAUCAGUGAGGACGUACUCGCAAUUUAUCUGGACGAAUACGAAGAUACGCCAUGGGAUGCACUAAAAUAUCUCAUUGCUCAGGCAAACUAUGGCGGACGAGUGACAGAUGACUGGGACCGUCGCCUCAUGCUCGUGUAUAUUUCCCAAUUCUUCUCAGAAAAUGUACUCACUGUCGACAAGAUCCCCCUGUCUGAAUCCGAUCAUUAUUUUGUGCCAGAUGACGGCGAAUUGUCCUCUUAUAAGAAUUAUAUUCUUCAAUUGCCACUAAAUGAUCCCCCCGUAGCUUUUGGGCAACACCCGAACGCUGAGAUUGCGUCUCAGAUCGACGAUGGACGAGAAUUGCUCGCAACGAUUUUAUCACUGCAGGCACAAGACUUCGCUGAGGGAGGCAGUGACAACGAUGACACGGUAUUGGGAAUUUUACAAACGCUACGAGAAAACCUUCCUCAUCACUUUGAUCUUGCAAACAUCAAGGCGAAUUUAGCCCCACGUAGUGACCCGGAUGCACUCAAAACAAUUCUUGUGCAGGAGCUUGACCGCUACAAUAAGUUACUGUAUGUAAUUAAUAUGUCAGCAUGUGCGCUGGAGAAAGGCAUCCAAGGCUCCGUCGUCAUAACCCCGGAACUUGAAGCUGUGUACAAUGCACUGCUCAACGGUACAUUGCCUCAAGCCUGGAGUUUUUGCUACCCUUCACUCAAGCCAUUAGGUCCGUGGACUCAAGACCUCAAACUCCGCUGUGAACAAAUGGAUAGAUGGGCCAAUCAAGCUCAGCCAACUGUAUUUUGGCUUGCAGGAUUGACUUAUCCAACUGGUUUCCUCACUGCACUUUUGCAAACAGCAGCUCGAAAAAACGGAUUGGCAAUUGACUCAUUGAAUUGGGAGUUUAUUAUUCUGAAUCAGAGCGAAAACGUUUUGAAUACAGGCCCCAAAGAUGGCGCGUAUAUCAAAGGACUGAUCCUCGAGGGUGCGCGCUGGGACUUCGACCACGAUUGUCUCACAGAACCACACCCAAUGCAGCUGCACUGUGAAAUGCCUAUUUUACAUUUUCGUCCUGUGGAGGCCAAAAAGAAGUUUGCCAAGGGGAUGUAUACCUGUCCACUUUACAUGUAUCCGUUGCGAACGGGAACGCGUGAACGUCCUUCAUUUAUAAUUGCCGUUGAUCUCAAGGUAGGACCCGGCAAGACUCCAGAAUUCUGGACCCGACGGGGUACAGCAUUAUUGCUCUCUCUAAGCACGUAA
Molecule: messenger RNA, 13647 nt
Organism: Plasmopara halstedii
Lineage: Eukaryota; Oomycota; Peronosporomycetes; Peronosporales; Peronosporaceae
Product: flagellar inner arm dynein 1 heavy chain beta
Exons: 2
Coding region: 1-13647 (4548 amino acids)
Biological process (GO): microtubule-based movement
Cellular component (GO): dynein complex
Molecular function (GO): minus-end-directed microtubule motor activity; ATP binding; dynein light intermediate chain binding
Source: RefSeq, a predicted model, not a curated record